Molecule: messenger RNA, 873 nt
Organism: Brassica rapa (field mustard)
Lineage: Eukaryota; Viridiplantae; Streptophyta; Magnoliopsida; Brassicales; Brassicaceae
Product: tetraspanin-16
Biological process (GO): auxin-activated signaling pathway
Cellular component (GO): membrane
Source: RefSeq, a predicted model, not a curated record
UUGCGAAUCUUUUUACAUUUUUGGAUUCGAGAAUAACAAGGGAAAGAAGAAAAUGUCGGAGCUACGAACCGGGUUCCUAACAAUGGCGACGAUAGUUCUUAUAUGCCUAGGUUUAACGAUGACGGGAACAGGUUUAUAUCACAAGAAAAUAGUCUCAAAAUGCAUCGGAGAAAGCGAUGGCAGUUUCGUCUUCAUUGGCCUGCUCUUGCUUGUGUUUCCUCAGUUUGGUCUUUACGCAAUCUGUCUUCGAUCAAAACGUAUCUUCACCUUUUACAUCUACGCGAUGAUGUUCGUCUUCAUUGUCCUUAGUGGCUACUCUUUAAAAUGCUUCAUCUACAACACAACUUUUGGUAUCGCCAAGAACCCAGCUCAGGAAACCAGGACCGUCAAGCAGUUGGUCGGGCGUUUAGUGCCUGCAGAAAAACUCGGUAGAGUCACCAACUGUAUCAUUCACAAUCAUGAUUGCAACUUCAACGCCAGCCUAAACAGCAAUGUCUGGAAGUUUUGCUGCGCGCAACCACCAGGAUGUGGAGAGAUGACAAUGUUCGGUGCACCAGGAGAAUGGAGUUGGAAACGGCAACACGUAGAGAACAAAGUCCCUGAAGAAUGCGCUUACGAUUACUGUCUUAGUUGCAAAGGCUGUCAGCUCAGCAUCUUGAAAGCCAUUGUUCAUCAGUGGAAGUAUCUCUCCAUCUUCGCUUACCCGUCACUCUUUCUCGUUUGUCUCAGCCUCGUCAUUGCCAAGUUUAUUCUUGACACGUUCGAUGAACCCGAUGAUUAUCGUGGCUCUUAUUCUUGAUUCAUAAUCUUCCAUUUUGAUACAUAUGUAUUCAUAUUUUAGUAUUUUCAAUAGAUGUAUUAUUAAUAUAACCA